This is a messenger RNA of Misgurnus anguillicaudatus (oriental weatherfish), 1214 nucleotides long. It is a transcript of the gene ompa, whose product is annotated as olfactory marker protein a. Lineage: Eukaryota; Metazoa; Chordata; Actinopteri; Cypriniformes; Cobitidae. Gene Ontology annotation, biological process: signal transduction; sensory perception of smell. The record is from RefSeq and is a predicted model, not a curated record.
AUUCCUUUAAAUAUGCACCUUCGCUCGCAUACCUAGAUUUAGGAUUAUACAUAUAUUGCAUACUUAAACUAACCAAGCCUACAGGGAAAUCCUACAGUUGCCACUUUUUACAUCAGUACACAUCUGUUGCCUAGUGCAACAACACAUCAAACUCCAACACCGAAUCUCCCAAUGGUUUUCUCCUCCCACUUUUCUCAAAACUCAUCCAGAGGUUCAAAACAUGUGUGGCAGAAUCAAUAAAGUCCCCAACUGAAUGAGUUUUUUUGCCUCGUGGGGCCAUAGAGGCGGGUGGUGUUGGCAGGGAACUAGAAAGCGGCACAGAAAGAGAAGGUUGAGAGGAGAGUGUUCAUUUAGUUGCUGAUAACUGUCGAGAGAUUCGCACCGCAACCAGACAACACUUAUUUGUUCCCCAGCCAGAAGAAGACCGAAUCAUGGGAUCUGAAAUCGAGCUGACCUUCACCGAAGACCUCCAGCUUACGGAGGUCAUGCGUCUGCGUGUGCAGUCGCUGCAGCAGAAGGGUCAGAAAAGACAGGACGGGGAGAGGUUGCUUCUUCCUCACGAGGCCGUCUACCGCCUCGAAUUCGACGAGCAGGAGUUGACGUUCUCACACUGGAACGUAACCUUGCGAGGAACCGGCCGUCUCACGGUCACGGGCAUCUCUCAGCUAUGGACGCCCGACCUGACCAACUUGAUGACCAGGCAACUGCUGGAACCCAUCGGACAGUUCUGGAGGAACGCUGGGGAUCCGGAGGAUUCGCCCAUUAAAUGUCUCGAGGCGGACAUCCAAGAGUUUGGAGAGAGGAUAGCGGAGAUGGCGCAGGUGCGGAAAGUGAUGUACUUCCUGUUUGCCUACAAGGAAGGGGCUGAAAAAGACAAGAUCUCCUGCUCUUUGGUCUUCAACAAAAAGGAGUGACAAUUAGAUUCCUAAAAGUCUAGCUUCUCUCUUUAAUGGUCAGUCACAUCUAUUUUCUUCUACCAACUAAUGAAAACCUUUAAUGUGUAUUCACUUUUUAAUGUGUGCUUGAUGUACCAUUUUCAUUAGUUGUUCUCUAGUCCAGGAAAAAUCAAUUUAAUGACAUUUACUGUUAGUCAUGCAAACAGAUAAACUUUAGACACAACUUUCCUGCUAUGUCAUUAUGAUACUUUAUGAUAUGCAAAUUCAAAAAUGUAUUUCUCUUACAGUGAAAUAAACACUUUUUGUCAAUCACUCCAA